CUAAUGUUGUACAGUAAAUGGAACAACACGAUUCAAUCCUUUUUAUCAGGGAAGAAAGUGCCUCAAAUAACUCAAGAAUUGAACAACAUAUUUGAAAAAGUCGGACUAGAAAGUCGUGAACACCCAAUCCGAUAUUCGUCUUCAGAUGGCGAGAAAAAACAGUCUUUGAACCGCUACGGCAAUGUACUGCCUUUUAACAAAAACCGAGUGAUUCUCGAACCCCCAAUCGACCAGGAUUCAUUCACGAAAUGUGAUUACAUAAAUGCAUCUCACAUUAAGCACGAUCUAGUGCCGAGAGAAUACAUAAUGUGUCAAGGUCCAUUGGAAAACACAUGCGAAGCCUUUUGGACUAUGGUCAUGCAAAAUGAAGUGAAAGUAAUUGUAAUGCUUGGAAAUUUCAUUGAAAAGGACCGCGAAAAAGUAUUCGAAUACCUGCCUUUGGGUCACUUCGCAUCAGAAAAAGACGGAGAAAACGAAAAAGAGUUUAAUAACAUCGGCGUGAAAAGUGUCAACUUGAAAAAUAACGAUGGAAUCUUGACUGAAAGAAUGUUAGAGGUUAUGGAUAAAAAAUCGAGUCAAUCACAUAAAUGCUGGCAUUUUCAUUUUUCGGCGUGGUCUGAUUUUGGGGUUCCGGCGAAAGUCGAGUACUUGGAAACCCUAAUAAAUGCUGUCAAUGAUAAAGGCGCAUUUGAUGAUGCUCCAAUUGUCGUGCAUUGCAGUGCCGGGGUUGGACGGUCAGGCGUCUUUGUUUACUGCGACAUUGUGUUAGCUUUACUUUCUCAGUCUAGUCUUGAAUCGGUGUCGUAUGUAGGGGAAUUAAUAGGAAUCAGACGCCAAAGAAUGAAAUCAAUCCAGACCUUCCAGCAGUUUGUGUUUGCAUUGCAAGUUUUAAAACUGAUGUAUCCUAAAGUCGCCAAUUGGGGUGCGGUGAGUCCGGUGAAAAAUACCGACACGGAUAUUUUAUCCGACCAAACUGAAUCGAUGAAUUCAAUAAAAGCUCCAAUUUUAAAAACCUGCAAGGCGGUUGAAAAGAGAAAAUAUCAAUGUCUGUCUGAUAUUGUUGGUCUACAACAAGACGAAUCAAAUAAUGAAGAUGGUGAGCUUCAGGCAAAAAAACCGCCUCCUUGUCCUGUGCGUACGAGUUCUUUAAUGGUCAUGACCAAAUCGAAAUCAAGUGAUACUGAAAUGAACCAAACUAUGACUGCUACGCCUGAAUCUCCAGUUAUGUUCAUGACUCCGGCUAACCAGAGCGAAAAGAAAAGCAAAAGUUUUUUCAGCCUGAAUAAAACAGAUUCGAAAUUGAUGUUGAAAAGUAAGUUGGUCACGAAGCGAAAAAUGGGAUCAUCACUGAGGAAAAAUUUGAUAACCAAAUUCAAAAAGAUUGACAAAAAUGAUCUUAAUGAAGUGGUUAAGCCUAUAAACUUUGAGGCUUAAAGUUGUGUUAAGACUUGCUGUGUUAGGCAAGUGCAAUUGUUAAAAAAACUUCAGUUAACCUAUUUAUUCGCUUAAGUUAUUUAUUUUAAUGAUUAACUUAGUAUUGAAAUCUAUAAAUUACCUGUUUAUGUGGCGCGAAUGUACUUUGAUUUAAAUUGCUGAUAAUCAAACGGUACAUACAUUGUCAAAUUUUUGUUUGGAAAUAAA
Symsagittifera roscoffensis is the source of this 1641-nucleotide messenger RNA. Its product is annotated as tyrosine-protein phosphatase non-receptor type 2-like. Lineage: Eukaryota; Metazoa; Xenacoelomorpha; Acoela; Convolutidae. Gene Ontology annotation, molecular function: protein tyrosine phosphatase activity. The transcript has a single exon. Bases 4 to 1434 code for a protein of 476 amino acids. Gene Ontology annotation, biological process: protein dephosphorylation. The record is from RefSeq and is a predicted model, not a curated record.